Messenger RNA from Nymphaea colorata (pocket water lily), 1774 nucleotides. Its product is annotated as heat stress transcription factor A-5-like. Gene Ontology annotation, molecular function: DNA-binding transcription factor activity; RNA polymerase II cis-regulatory region sequence-specific DNA binding. Gene Ontology annotation, cellular component: nucleus. The record is from RefSeq and is a predicted model, not a curated record. The transcript is spliced from 2 exons. The coding region runs from base 207 to 1547 and encodes 446 amino acids. Gene Ontology annotation, biological process: regulation of transcription by RNA polymerase II. NCBI's taxonomy places the organism in Eukaryota, Viridiplantae, Streptophyta, Magnoliopsida, Nymphaeales, Nymphaeaceae.
CAACAUAGAUCCAAAACCCAGAGCAGUGAUUCUCUCUCUGUCUCUAUGCUUCUGGCCACCUACCCUCUUGCUUUUCCGAGUUGCUGACUUGUGAGUGUCCCUCUGCAUGCUUCUUCCCACCAACCCCCUGUUUGUCCAAGCUGCAAAGCGUCCAUCAGCUCCGGUUGUUGAGGGACUCAGGCCUCUGAACUUCCAAGGGGUGGACAAUGGAGGACGGAGGCCCCCCCUCCCCGACAGCUGCUGCUGGUUCGUCGCCGGCUCCGUUCCUCAGCAAGACUUACGAGAUGGUGGACGACGUGAGCACUGACGACAUCGUGUCAUGGGGAACGACCGGUAGAAGCUUCGUGGUGUGGAAUACGACUGAGUUCUCGCGGCUCAUCCUCCCAAUCUUCUUCAAGCACUCCAAUUUCUCCUCCUUUGUCCGACAGCUCAACACCUACGGAUUUCACAAGAUUGACCCAGAGCGGUGGGAAUUUGCAAAUGAAGAUUUUCUAAAAGGUCACAAGCAUUUGCUAAAGAAGAUUCAGAGACGUAAGCCUGUUCAUAGUCAUAGUCAACUACUUUCACAAACAUGCAAUUCUUCGGUAAACAGUGAAAGGAUAGCACUAGAAAAGGAAAUUCAGAAUCUUGGUAAAGACAAAAGUUCCCUUCUGGAGAAACUUGGUAGAUACAGGCAGCAGCAGGAUGGGACCAAAAUCCAGCUUCAAGAGCUGGAGCCGUUGAUUAUUGAAAUAGAGGAAAGACAACUGAAAUUGAUGCACUUCUUGGCAAAGGCUGUUAAAAACCAACACUUUCUGGACAGUCUUGUCUGUGAGUUGGAAAGGAGCAUGCAGGUUAUCACCAUGAGUAAAAAGAGGCAGCGGCCAGACAUAUGUGAAGUUGUUGAAAAUAACUUUACAGAAAAUGAGGUUAUACAGAAACUUAUUUCCACCAGAGCUUCAGGACAUGAUAUUGGACAGACUGAUGACAGGGAUUCUUCAAAUAAAUUAAGACUGGGACUAUCACCUGUGCCUUCUAUAAAUUUAGUCUCUGACAGUAGGCAAGGUUCCUGUGAAAGUGGAGGGAUCACGCAAAAUAUCCAUUCCAGGGAAUGGGUAAGAGGCAUGACCAUCAGACUAGAAUCUUCAAUUCUAACCGAGUCACUAGAUCAUCCUGUCCUCACUUCGGCUCCCACCAAGGGAACUUCCUCUUUGAUGAAGCAUUCAUCUGAGGAAAUUGAUGGUCAUGUCCCAUGCUAUUUGUGCUUAACCCUUUCUUCAUCCCCAUUAUGGGCUAGUAAAUUUAGAGAUCCUGUUAGUGUUCAUUCUGGAGUUAUUGACAGGGAUAAAGAGGCAAACAGGAAAGCUACUACACAUAAGAGAAAUUUUGGUGGUGAUGUGAACUUCUCAUCAUCAAAAGAAGGUCGACUUACCGACCAGGCUUCUACUGCUUCUGUUGCAAGAAUAAAUGAUGUAUUCUGGGAACAGUUUCUGACAGAAAAGCCAGUCACGUCUGACAAUGAAGAAGCAUGCUCUAGUUUUAGAGAAACCCCUUGUGAGGAUCAAUAAGAAAUGAAAUUUGGGGUGGAAAAAUCAUGACUUGCACUACAAUUAUCUGGUUGUGAUGUAUGACUACUCAAUAGUCCCUGCCACAACAGAAAUAGUUCCAUAUCUGACUGCAUAUGGUCACGUGUAGAAUGUAAUUGGAGUUCGAGUGACGAGUCAUAUGCUGUAUACAGUACAUUACAGUCACCUGUAAAUUCUAUUGAUGUUUGAAUGAAUAAACAUCUUUUGUA